CCCACACGCAUGCUUAAAAGGCACUCAGAGACAGGCACUGGCUUCCAAUCGUGUUUGGGUGAGCCAUCCGUCCAGAGCUGAUUGUUCUUUUCUUACUGCAGAUCUCUCGGAAGCAAGUUCAACUUUGAAAACAAACCAAGACAGAUAUGCCACAGAACGUGGUGCUGGAUGGGCCAGCCCCUUGGGGAUUUCGGCUUUCAGGAGGCAAAGAUUUUAACCAGCCGCUGACCAUAACUCGGGUGACACCAGGCAGUAAGGCCGCUCGGGUCAACCUGUGUCCAGGAGACAUCAUCUUGGCCAUCCAGGGAGCGUCCACCGAAGAUAUGACUCAUGCUGAAGCACAGAACAAGAUCAAAGACUCCACCAAUCAGCUUUUCCUCAAGAUAGAGAGGCCAGAAACUAAAAUGUGGUCACCUCAGGUUAUAGAAGAGGGGAAAGUGAACCCAUUCAAAAUCAAUUUGGAGGCAGAGAAGCAAGAGUAUAAACCUAUUGGCACAGGUCAUAACAGAAGAGCACAGCCCUUUGUGGCUGCCGCCAGUUUGGAUGACAAAACGCAGGUGGUGAGCUCCACCUACAACACUCCCAUAGGCCUCUACUCUCAAGAUAAUAUCCAGGACGCCCUGCAAGGACAGAUCCGUGGUCUGGUGCAUGAAAAGCCUGAGGGUGCCAGCACAUCCCAGACGCUGAUGGGAAAUGUAGCUCAGAUGCCUGGCACCCCGUCGGCCGGGUCCAAGGCAACUCUUUCUGCACAGUAUAACUCCCCCAUUGCAUUAUACUCGGCAGACAAUGUCUCAAAUACACUACAGCAGGCUCAGAUGUCCACUGUAGUCAGGCAGGCAGAGCCCAGCCCUAAACCCCUGACGUCCAUUGAAGACUCUCAUGUCUACCGCAUGCUCCAGGAGAAUCAAGAUCAGUCUCACGAACCACGUCAGUCUGGAUCGUUUAAAGCCUUGCAAGACUAUGUGGAGAGUGAUGGAACAAGGCCCAUGGUGACUAGAAGUGUAAAAGCCCCAGUGACAAAACCCCAAGCUGCCACAGCCUCACUGCAGAAGCUGCCUCUCUGUGAUAAAUGUGGCACUGGCAUUGUUGGACCGGUGGUGAAAGCUCGGGACAAGUACCGCCAUCCAGCCUGUUUCGUGUGCUCAGACUGCGGCUUGAACUUGAAGCAGAAGGGCUACUUUUUCGUGGAAGGACAGAUGUACUGUGAAGCCCACGCUCGAAUGCGAAUGGCCCCACCUGAGGGACAUGAUCUAGUUACUGUAUAUCCCACUGCUUAGAGGGACGGACGGUUGAAAUUAGACAACUGGUAUUGUUUGCGCUUAUUGCUUCUUGAUGUUCCGUUACUAAUUUCUUCAUUUUAGUUUAUAAAGACCAAUUUAAAGCUGUAUACAUUUGAAGGAGAAGUCCACUUCCAAAACAAAGAUUCACAUGUAAUGUAUUCACCCCCUUGUCAUCCAAGAUGUUCAUGUCUUUCUUUCUUCAGUCAUAAAGAAAUUGUUUUUUGAGGAAAACAUUUCAGCAUUUUUCUCCAUAUACUGAUUUUGAACUUGCAAACUUGCAGUUGAACUUCCAAAAUGCAGUUUGAAUGUGGCUUCAAACGACCCCAAAUGAGUUUGUAAACGAGCGCAGCUGAGAAAGAAGGGUCUAAUCUAGCGAAACGAUCGGUUAUUUUCAUUAAAAAAAUACAAUUUAAAUACUUUUUAAUCUCAAACGCUCGUCUUGUCUAGCUCUCCCUGAACUCUGUAUAUUCUGACUCAAGACAGUUAGGGUAUGUCGAAAAACUCCAAUCGUAUUUUCAUAGAUCAGACACUCUUAACAAAAUGAUAAAACAGAGAUAUAGGACGAUUUUGAAGUUGAGGGAGAACAUGCGAUGGGAGUUUUUCAGCAUACCCUAACUGUCAUGAACCGGAACAAAACAGGCCAGGCAGAGCAAGACAAGAUGAGUGUUUGAGAUUAAAACGUAAAUAAAUUGUAUUAUUUUUAUGAAAAUAACUUAUCGUUUCUCUAGAUAAGACCCUUCUUCCUCGGCUGGGAUCAUUUACAACUGCAUUUGGGAUUGUUUGAAGCUGCAUUUAAACUGCAUUUUGGAAGUUCAAACUCAGGGCACCAUAGAAGUAUAUGGUUCUCCAAUGCUGAAAUGUUUGCCUCAAAAAACUUUUUCUUUUUGGCUUAAGAAAGAAAGACAUUAACAUCUUGGAUGACAAGGGGGUGAGUACAUUAUAUGUGAAUUUUUGUUCUGGAAGUAGACUUCUCCUUUAAUCUAGAUCUUGUUAAAAAGCUGUUAGUUAACUCUCCCAUUUCUCACAUAUUAGGCUUCUGUGCAGAGCAAAUACUGAAUUUAAACAAAACUAAUAGUUUUCAGUUAGUCUCAAAAUAUGAAAAAAGGUCAUUUUGCUUUUACUACAGGUUCAAGUAUGCCAUCAUCUAUGUACAAAUUAUUUGGUAAUACACACAAACUGUUUCAUGAUGAGUCAUUUGCACAGUAAAACAAAUAAAAAUGCAAUGCAAUUUGUUUCCCAAUACAGUUUUUUAAACACUUUGUUUA
Labeo rohita (rohu) is the source of this 2545-nucleotide messenger RNA. RefSeq names its product PDZ and LIM domain 3b (gene pdlim3b). Gene Ontology annotation, cellular component: adherens junction; filamentous actin; stress fiber. Lineage: Eukaryota; Metazoa; Chordata; Actinopteri; Cypriniformes; Cyprinidae. Bases 147 to 1277 code for a protein of 376 amino acids. Gene Ontology annotation, molecular function: actin binding; muscle alpha-actinin binding. The transcript is spliced from 8 exons. Gene Ontology annotation, biological process: actin cytoskeleton organization; muscle structure development; heart development. The record is from RefSeq and is a predicted model, not a curated record.